GACACUACACAACCUGGUUCACCUCCACAACAACCCGCUUACAUGAGAGAUUUUGAUCAUUCAGCAGAGCAGAAGAAUGUCCCUCUGAUGCACCGCACUCACUCUCUUCCACACGCACCAGCUCGCAAGUGUACGGUCAAAUCGAAAAAUGCGCAGUACCGCGGUCAUCACCCUCCUCUCAAACGCCGCCAUGGCUGCUUCAGGACACACGAUCACUGGAAGCCCGGUCGGCGAAUACGCUGCCUACGACGGCAUUGUCUACGACCCGCCCGUAACCGCGACCAUCACAGAAACCAAGACAACAACCCAGUACGACACCAUCACCUCGUAUGAAACCACUGUCACAUCCUGGGAGCUUGCGCCGCCCGUCACUGUGACUGUCACGGAGUACAUUGACGAGCUGUUCGAUCAGUCCUACGAGAACAAGGACGAGCUCGGUGAUCUAGUCGUCGCACCGACGAUCAUCACUGCGACAAAGACGUUCACUCUCGUCGCUCCGAACGAGGAAGAGCCCAGCAUGACUGAGCUCGUCAAUGAAUGGAACAUCGAGCAGGCGACGUCGUAUGCAACUACCGUUACAGAGUUCACUUCCACCACGUGGGUCCACCAGCACAUCACAAGCACCAUCUGGGUCGACGAAGCCAAGCCGACCGAGGAGUAUGCUGAGGAUUUCGAUGAGGAGCACCCUGCGGAGCCCACCAAGACUAUCCAGCUCGAGGAUGGCUAUGGAGGCCUCAAAGAGCCCCAGCCGACAGGCUCAAAGUCUCACGUGAUCGACCUCCCCGUCAACCAGGUGCCCAACGACGAGGAGCUGGAAAAGCUGCUCGCAGACAUUUGGGAGGCAGAGCAAGCUGCCGCUGAGAAAGCCGCACAGGAGGCAGCCAAGAAGGUCUUUGAAAGUGCUGCGAAGGGUGGUAAACCAACCGCUUCGCCGUCGUCUUCUUUGCAGGCUCAGCCUCAUAAGCCCUCCCGUCCUCUCGGUUCAACGCCCACCCACGCCCUGACACCGUUCCACACGCCCAACCCAUCCAGCUCGCCAAAAACAUCCACCUUCGCAACCAAGACCUCGCUCCAGGCGGCUCCACGCCCGCAGCCCUCUGUAUCCGCAGGCAAAUGGAAAGGCGAGCUGAUCAACACGCCUGACGGCACGUGUGGACCUAAGGGCGGCGAGAUCGCAUACACGUGCCAGGGUAACUCGCGAGGUUCGUGCUGCAGUUCAUACGGCCACUGUGGCAGCGAGGAUGCACACUGCGGCACGGGCUGCAUGCCCACCUUCGGCACCUGCUCGCCGGCAGCGUCGUCCAGCGAGAUUUCGCAUAACAUUGCGAAGCGCUCUGAGACCCUAGAAAAGGUGCACAGCGAGAUGAUCCAGAAAGUAGUCGACAUGAUCCUCGCGGACCUGGAAUUGCACAACAAGAAUUUGCCAUCCUCCCACGGCGUUGCCAAGCGCUCUUCGACCCCAGAUAAAGAGACCAAGAAAGUCAAACAAGACCUCGCCAGCCUGAUUCUCACGGGCCUAGCAUCCCCCAAUAAAACCUCGCCACACGCCCCGAGCGUUGCGUCGACCCCAAAAUCCGAGGCACAUCUCUUCACCGCCAAGCUCAAGCAGGACUCGAUCGACUUCCUCUCCUGGGCCGCCGUCUUCCAAAAGGCCCAGGAGAAGGAGAAGAGCAGCGAGAUCGACGAGCGCGAUCUGAACCUCAACGUCCAGUACAACAUCACCGCCAUCGACGGCAUCUUGCGCCACUUCCGCGCGGAGACGAUCAAGACCAUGCAGCCGUACAACGUGACGGAGCUGAUGGAGGCGCUGAGAGCGGAGGGCGAGCUCAAGAGGGCGAUGUGGAUGGUGAAGGGGCGGAGGAAGAUUGGGGAGGAGUUUGAGUGGAAUGUUAAUGGUUCUGUUGCUGUCAACGAGACUGCUCUCGCCAUUGAAGCGGGCAUAUAUAAUCGUACCGCUGCUGCUAGCCAGACUGCAGUCGGUGAUAAGACCACAGUCAAUGAUGGGAGUGUGCUUGCUAGGGGCACUCCUCUCACCGAGAUCGAAUCCGGCCUCAUUGCUCAAACGGGCGCCAUCGCGAGGCGCAGCUGCCCGAAGUGGCUGUGGUCCUGCUGGCCGAAGACGCUACACGAUGCGAUCAAACAUCACAGGGAUGAUGGCGACGACAAGAAGCAUGACGAUAGUUCGGACAGUAGCUCUGACCGGGAGUAGCGGCGGUGCAACUGGAGGCGGGUGCGUAGUCUUCAUUGCUUAUCUUUGGGAGAUGCAGCGAGGAUGGUGAGCUUAAAAUUUGAUCUAGACUGGUUGUGAAAGGUGUCAACUGAGUU
This is a messenger RNA of Paraphaeosphaeria sporulosa, 2325 nucleotides long. RefSeq lists its product as uncharacterized. The coding region runs from base 149 to 2209 and encodes 686 amino acids. The transcript has a single exon. Lineage: Eukaryota; Fungi; Ascomycota; Dothideomycetes; Pleosporales; Didymosphaeriaceae. The record is from RefSeq and is a predicted model, not a curated record. Gene Ontology annotation, molecular function: chitin binding.